Molecule: messenger RNA, 927 nt
Organism: Mucor velutinosus
Lineage: Eukaryota; Fungi; Mucoromycota; Mucoromycetes; Mucorales; Mucoraceae
Exons: 5
Coding region: 1-927 (308 amino acids)
Biological process (GO): rRNA methylation
Molecular function (GO): rRNA (adenine-N6,N6-)-dimethyltransferase activity
Source: RefSeq, a predicted model, not a curated record
AUGCCCAAGUUAACUGCAAAGGCCACUAAGAAGGCAACUGCUGCCGAAGAUAUGAGAGCCUUUGGUCCUAUCUUCAACAAGGAUCUGGGUCAGCACAUUUUGAAAAACCCACUUGUAGCUCAAGGCAUCGUUGACAAGGCCAACCUCAUCAGCUCAGAUACAGUAUUGGAAAUUGGUCCUGGUACCGGUAACUUGACAGUGCGUAUUCUUCAAGCAUGUAAGAAGGUAGUAGCAGUUGAAAUGGAUCCUCGUCUUGCUGCCGAAUUGCAAAAGCGUGUGCACGGAACAUCUGACCAAAAGAAGCUUCACAUCUUGCUUGGUGAUUUCAUGAAGACCGAACUUCCCUACUUUGACGUCUGCAUCAGUAAUACCCCCUAUCAAAUUUCAUCUGUUCUCGUCUUCAAGUUAUUACAGCAUCGUCCCAUGUUCCGUUGUGCUAUUCUCAUGUUUCAGCGUGAAUUUGCGCUUCGUCUUGUAGCAAAGCCAGGAGAUGAAUUAUACUGUCGUUUAUCAGUCAAUGUUCAACUGUUAGCCAAGGUGGAUCAUGUCAUGAAGGUCGGUAAGAACAAUUUCAGACCUCCACCCAAGGUUGAAUCUUCAGUCGUGCGUCUCGAGCCCAAGAACCCUCCCCCUCCUGUUGAUUUUGACGAGUUUGAUGGUUUACUGCGUAUUCUGUUCACUAGAAAGCACAAGAUUUUCCCUGCCAACUUUAAACAAACCACCGUAUUGAAUAUGUUGGAGCAAAAUUACAAGACAUACUGUUCAGCACAUGAAUUGAUGGUUGAAUCUGAUUUCGACAUCAAGGCCAAGGUGAUGCAGAUCAUUGAAUCUGCUGGUAUGUCUGACAUGCGUGCUGCAAGAUGUGAUUUGGAUGAUUUCUUAAAACUUUUACUUGCAUUUAACACUGCCAAUAUUCACUUUUCUUAA